CACUGCCACCACAUAGUCUACACGAAGCCAUCUCUUUAAACAACAGAGUCUUGAUUUGCAAAAUGGCCAUGACAAUGCAAGAUCUGAACAGCUCUUAUGAAAUGGAAGACGAAAUAUGUGAGAACCAGGACGUGGUACAGUUUGAAUCCUUUGCCAUCCCAGCUUUCUUCGCACUUGUCAUCACCCUGAGCCUUGCUGGAAACAUCCUGGUCCUAGUAAUCUUGGCUUUGUACGAAAAUGUCAAGUCUCUCACAAAUAUUUUUAUCCUCAACCUGGCCAUUUCUGACCUUGUAUUCACCACCUGUCUCCCCUUCUGGGCCAUCUACCAUGUAUAUGGGUGGGUUUUCUCUGAGGCAGUUUGUAAAAUAGUGUCUUUUGUCUUCUUCACUGGAUUUUACAGUAGCGUGCUCUUCCUGACUGUGAUGACAAUCUAUAGAUACAUUGUUGUGGUUCACCAUUUCAGUGACUUGAACAACCAAAAGAAGCACACUGGAAUUUUGGUCAGUGUUUUUAUGUGGAUGUUAAGUAUCGUGGCGGCCUUACCCUCUCUCCUCCACACUACUGUCAUGGUUAGUCCAGAUGAAAACGAUACCUCAAGUUGCAGUUAUGAAACACAGGCGUGGCAGACCAUCACAACUUUUCAACAAAACAUUUUCUUCCUGGUCGCUUUUGCAGUGAUGGCUUUCUGUUACAUUCAGAUCCUAUCUAAAAUAAAACAGACCCAGCAUAAGACCAAAAACAGAGCAGUGAAGUUAGUUUUCUCGAUUGUCACAGUAUUCUACAUCGGCUGGAUCCCGUAUAAUGUGGUCAUCUUUCUGAAAAUUUUAGAAAAUCAUUUAGUUCCACCAUUUCACGAGUGUCAAGCAGCCAUCUAUUUGGAGUAUGCAUUUUGUUUUUCUCGCCUGGUCGCCUUCUCCCACUGCUGCUUGAACCCUGUGUUUUAUGCUUUUGUUGGUGAGAAAUUUAGGAGCCACUUGAAAUCAGUGUUGUGUUGUUUCUUCACCCGUAAAACUGUGAAUGAAGAGCAGCCAGUGAAAAUGGAGAAUCCAAACUCCCAAGGAUCAAUGUACUAG
Periophthalmus magnuspinnatus is the source of this 1073-nucleotide messenger RNA. Its product is annotated as chemokine XC receptor 1-like. The record is from RefSeq and is a predicted model, not a curated record. Gene Ontology annotation, biological process: chemotaxis; G protein-coupled receptor signaling pathway; immune response. The transcript has 2 exons. The coding region runs from base 63 to 1073 and encodes 336 amino acids. Gene Ontology annotation, cellular component: membrane. Lineage: Eukaryota; Metazoa; Chordata; Actinopteri; Gobiiformes; Gobiidae. Gene Ontology annotation, molecular function: chemokine receptor activity.